Dissoconium aciculare CBS 342.82 is the source of this 889-nucleotide messenger RNA. RefSeq names its product cytidine deaminase-like protein. The transcript is spliced from 2 exons. Lineage: Eukaryota; Fungi; Ascomycota; Dothideomycetes; Mycosphaerellales; Dissoconiaceae. Bases 261 to 845 code for a protein of 194 amino acids. Gene Ontology annotation, cellular component: cytoplasm; nucleus. Gene Ontology annotation, molecular function: zinc ion binding; tRNA-specific adenosine-34 deaminase activity. The record is from RefSeq and is a predicted model, not a curated record. Gene Ontology annotation, biological process: tRNA wobble adenosine to inosine editing.
CAGCGACUCCCACGGGCGGUACCUGCCUUCAUCAGAGACGUAGUUGGUCACAUCCCGUGACACUCGCCUCGAGAACAUCCUUGAACUCAAGCACAAUCCUUACCCGUCACAACCACAAACUUCAAGAUUCAUCUUCGACAAGUGAGAUAGGUUUCCGCUGAACAAAGAAGAACGAUUUGAGAAGCUACAUCUUCAGACAGCCAGUCAAAUCCCAGCAAGGGCGAUUCUGCUUCGCAACGAAAUUUUGUCUCAAAGCAAUCAUGGUCUUUGGCCCGGUACCCAAUCGCAGCUACCAUGAAGCAUUCAUGCGCAACGCCAUAGAGAUGGCAGAAUUUGCGCUCGCCUCUGACGAGACUCCAGUCGGCUGUGUCUUUGUGCAUAACGGUGAGAUCAUUGGCCGCGGCAUCAAUGGCACAAACGCGUCACUCAAUGGUACUCGCCACGCUGAAUUCGUCGCUCUGGCGGAGAUCAUGGCCAAACAUCCACAGUCCAUCCUCCGAGAGACCGACCUCUACGUGACUGUCGAGCCGUGCAUCAUGUGUGCAUCCGCACUACGACAAUACGGAAUCCGCACGGUCUACUUUGGCUGUCUCAAUGAUCGCUUCGGCGGGUGCGGCGGUGUGAUGAACAUGCAUUCGGAUGCUGGCGUGGACAAGCCAUACCCGGUGUACGGUGGCAUUUUCCGCGAGGAAGCCAUCAUGCUGUUGCGUAGAUUCUACGUACAAGAAAACGAGAAAGGUAAAUUGGUCAUGACUGUUUCAGAUAAAGGACGUAUCGCAGCGCUCUGCAUACUCAAUCUCGAUGACCGAUCGCUGACGGGUCUUUUCCCCUGGGACAGCACCUGAACCGAAACCGAAGAAGAAUCGAGAGCUCAAGACAGAGAUCUUGC